Messenger RNA from Carcharodon carcharias (great white shark), 6110 nucleotides. RefSeq names its product SMG6 nonsense mediated mRNA decay factor (gene smg6). Gene Ontology annotation, molecular function: telomerase RNA binding; telomeric repeat DNA binding; protein binding. Lineage: Eukaryota; Metazoa; Chordata; Chondrichthyes; Lamniformes; Lamnidae. Gene Ontology annotation, biological process: nuclear-transcribed mRNA catabolic process, nonsense-mediated decay. The record is from RefSeq and is a predicted model, not a curated record. Gene Ontology annotation, cellular component: telomerase holoenzyme complex. The transcript has 19 exons. The coding region runs from base 32 to 4480 and encodes 1482 amino acids.
UCUGGGUAAUGUAGUCCGCCGCUACCGCAAGAUGGCGGACUGUCUGGAGCGGGUCCGAGUGUCCGAGGCUGAGCUCAGGGAAUUGGCCCGAAACCUCAGCACCGCGGCGGCCCGUACCGGUAAGAAACGCCAAGGGGACAGCGCUGGACACGUGGAGCCGCCGGAAACCGGCGCCGAGUUCUUGUCCGACCUUCCCAAGGAAAUCAAGGAGCCAAGAUCACGGAAAGACAACAGGCGCCCUGAUAUUCAAAUUUAUCAGCCUGGCGUUUCCAGACUGAGAAACAACAGACAAAAAGUGCCACAGUUGGAAACUUUGGCAAAGGAGGAGACAGAUGGGAAAGAUCUUGGUGGAUAUAAGGAAGUUCAGUGUCAGACUGUACCAAAGAGAAGUUGUGCCUUGGCUACUGAGGGCCACAGUAAUGGCAGCAGUAACCAGGGAUGUGCCAACAGGAACGGACAGCUGAAUAGAAAUGAGGAGGAAGAUCUUAAAUGGGCUGAUGAGCAAAUUGUGAUGAGCUCUAACUCCAAUGCUGUUGGGAAACAAUCAAAGAGGGUCAAGAAACCAGAUCGUCAGAUCUACCAGCCGGGCAGACGUGUGCAGGUGCUCAACAAGGAUUCACCCAGCAGCUUAGGCACUGAGGAGCUGGUGAAGAAAGUGGAAGAGCUGAGGCUGGCGGAUGAGAGUAAGAAUGUCUGUGCUGAAGAGGAGAAUACUGAAACUGAAGAUAAAGGCAACCAGCAAGACCGAGCAAAGAUUCAACCAGUUGUAGAGGUGAAACUUGGCAAAAGAGAAAAGGGGAGGAGGGGAAGGAAAGAUGCUGCAGAUCAGGGGAACAACUUUGCAGAAGAACCUGAAAACAGCCGAAUCAUUCGAUCCCAGGCAAGACCAGAGAAAGCUGGAGGGCCCUCCAAGCGCUAUUCCAGGUCAGACAAGCGCAGGGGUCGUAACCGGACCUGCAGUACAAGCUCUGCAGGGAGCAACAACAGCUUGGAUGGGCCUCUGUCCCAGCAUGGACCCCCUGAUGGAGAAAGGAAGAAAAUGGGAGUGAAGGAAAGGAAAAUAGCUGCCGAGAGAAAAGAAAAGUUGAGACCCUGCAAGCAGGUUUCAAUUUCGUCAACUGAUUCUUUGGAAGAUGACUGUGCUGAGGAGAACAGAAAUCGUGCCUCGCUAAAGAGCCCUGAAAAGCCGAAAGGCUUCAAGAAAGAAUGGGUGCAUGGCAGAAACUCUGAGGGUUCAGAGUGCUGGAACAGGGAGAGUAAAUCCUCACUCACUGAAACAAACUGCAGGGCAGCUAUAAUAGCAAAGCAAAACUCUGAGGAAAAGAGCAAAGGGAGAGGUAAAUUGUGCAGGGUUGAGGCAAAACCCAACCUCUCAGCAAGCAAGCUGAGUCACAGCACCGAGAAAAGGGAGAAAGUUGAGGAGCCCAGGGGGAAGGGUCGGGGUAUCUUGGUCCUGCCUGCCAAUACCGAUCUUUCUUCCACAGCACCCGGCUCUCCUGAUUCUCCACAAAUGGGGACAAGACUUCUGUUUGGUCGAAGUUCUCGGAGCCGAGGCCGUGGUGGGACUUCCCGUAGACUGUGGGAUCCCAACAACCCUGAUCCGAAACCUGUGCUGAAGAGCCAGACUGCUCAGCUCCACUUCCUGGACACUGAUGAUGAAUGCAGUUCAUCUUCUCAGGGAGAAACCUCCUACUCCUUUACACAUCCAGCUCCCACAGCAUACUAUAAAUUCCAGAACUCAGACAAUCCGUAUGGUUAUUCCAGAGCUGCGGUGCCUGGCCCUCAGUAUCCCUAUGGCCCUUAUGCAAUGCCGUACCAGAUGAGUGGCAAUAGCAGCAUAUAUCCGGCGACAUAUUAUCCAGGCUACCCAACUCCCCAGUUCCUAGCUCCCUAUCAGAGUGGGCAGCUGAACCCAGAAGACAUGGAGCAGCAUGUGCGGACCCUACAGCAACAAGAACUGGGGAAGCUGCUGCGGAUGGCAGAUAACCAGGAGCUGCAGCUCAGUAACCUGCUCUCGAGGGACAACGUCAGUAAAGACGGGCUUGAGAGGAUGGCUCAGCUCAGGGCAGAGAUUUUACUGCUGUACGAGCGUUGCAUUCUUACUGAUAUAGAAUACUCGGACAACCAAAAUGUGGAACAGACAAUGUGGAAGAAUGCCUUUUAUCAGGUGAUUGAGAAGUUCCGCCAGAUGCUGAAAGAACCUUCCGGAGAGAGUGAAGAUGAAAUCCGAGGAAAGCUUUUGAAUUUAUUGGAUGAGGGGACCAACUUCUUUGACAGCCUCUUGCACAAGCUGCAAAUCACAUACCAGUUUAAACUGGAGGACUACAUGGAUGGGAUGGCCAUACGCAGCAAGCCACUUCGCAAAAUGGUGAAAUAUGCACUGAUCAGCGCCCAGCGAUGUAUGAUCUGUCAGGGAGACAUUGCCCGCUACAGAGAACAAGCCAAUGACACCACAAACUAUGGCAAGGCUCGCAGUUGGUACUUGAAAGCCCAACAGAUUGCACCAAAAAACGGACGCCCUUACAACCAGCUUGCUAUUCUGGCCAUCUACACGAGGCGGAAGCUGGAUGCUGUAUACUAUUACAUGCGGAGUCUUGCUGCCAGCAAUCCAAUUCUUACAGCUAGGGAGAGCCUGAUGAGCCUCUUCGAAGAAACUAAGAGGAAGGCUGAACAAGCUGAGUUCAAGAGGCAGCAAGAAUCUGAACUCAGCCCGGGCCCCAGAGGCAAGGGCAGGAAGCAGACUCUUAGGCAGGUUGGGGAAGACACCAGCCGGGUGGAGGUUUGGAUCCGUGCCACUCACCCUUGCUUGUCUCAGGGAAGUGAGUCGGGCAGAGAUGAUGGAACUUCAGAACAGGAUGAAGAUCUUGGAAACCUCUCUCCUAGUGAUCUGAAUAAAAGAUUUAUCCUGAAUUUCCUCCAUGCCCAAGGGAAGCUGUUCACAAAGAUAGGAAUGGAGACCUUCCCAUCAGUGGCUGCGAAUGUUCUGAAGGAAUUCAGAGCACUGCUUCAGCACAGCCCAUCCCCUAUCGGAAAUACCCGCAUGCUGCAGCUCAUGGCUAUAAACAUGUUUGCUGUGCACCAUUCCCAGCUUAAAGAUUCUGGUUCAGAGAACUGCCGAUCAGUAACUCAGGAGCAUGCCACGGCUUUGGGACUGGGCAUAUUUGGCUUGCUAGUGGAACGCUGCAUCGAACAGUUAAAGGAAGCUGCUAGAGCCCGUUCAAGUGACGAGGAAGAUGAUGAUGAUAUUAAAGUGUCUGCUUUCAACUUUGACCUGAAGGAGCUACUUCCCAGUGUGAAAGUGUGGUCUGAUUGGAUGCUGGGCCAUCCAGAUGAGUGGAACCCGCCACCCAACUCCCUCAUCCUGCCAAAAGAAAUUGCCAUCGAUGUGUGGGCCAUGCUGGCAGAGUUCUGCAACAUUUUCACAGCUGUCAACCAGUCAGAGGUACCGCUGUACAAGGACCCGGAUGAGGACCUCACCCUGCUUGUUCUGGAGGAGGACAAGAUCCUCUCAGGCUUUGUUCCUCUCCUGGCUGCCCCUCAGGACCCAUGCUACGUGGAGACAGCCGCAGAUAAGGUAAUAGCGGCUGACUGCAAGAGGGUCACAGUGCUAAAGUACUUCCUGGAAGCUCUGUGCGGCCAAGAAGAACCUCUGUUGGCAUUCAAGGGUGGAAAGUAUGUGUCAAUGGCACCCAUCCCAGACAGCCUGGGAAAGGAAGAUGGAAGCCAGCAGGGAAAACAACUGGAGGAUCAGGAAGAAGAUGUCAUCAUUGAAGAAUACGAGGGACAAAACUCUGAGCCCGAAGGCAGUGGAGGGGAAGAUGAUAUAAAGGAAUUGAGGGCAAAAAAGCAAGCAUUAACUAAAAGAUUUGCCGAACAGCAGCGCAGACAGGAAAAAAUCCAGGCCGUAUUAGAAGAUCAGACUUUCAAGAGACAGAUCGAGAUUGAGAUAACACCUGUCUUUCUUGUGCCAGACACCAAUGGAUUUAUUGAUCACCUCCCCAGUCUGGUCAGGCUGUUGGACUGUAAGCUGUACAUCAUUGUGGUCCCACUUAUUGUGAUUAAUGAGCUGGAUGGUCUGGCUAAAGGCCAGGACGCAGACUACCACAGUGGAAACCAUGCCAAAUUGGUGCAGGAGAGAGCCAAGAAAGCCAUUGACUUCCUGGAACAAAAGUUUGAAUCCCGUGACUCAUGUCUGCGGGCUCUAACCAGCAGAGGUAACGAGCUGGAGUCAAUUGCGUUUCGGAGCGAGGAUACGACCGGGCAGCAGGGUAACAAUGAUGAUUUGAUUCUCUCAUGCUGCCUUCAUUACUGUAAGGACAAGGCCAAGGACUUCAUGCCAGUGCACAAAGAUGAGCCCAUUCGCCUGCGCCGUGAUGUUGUGUUGCUGACAGAUGACCGGAAUAUGAGAGUGAAGGCUUUGACUCGCAAUGUGCCUGUUAGAGCUAUCCCUGUGUUUCUGAAAUGGGCCAAGGUGGGAUGAAGAGAGAGAGCCAGGAUAAACUCUCAUCCUCUGGAUUCCAGUGAGCAUCGUCGAGAGCCCAGAGCUCGACCAUGGCAACCCACCUCUCCAUUACAAAGCUAACAUUAAGAAAUGACGAGAAUCAAAAUGCAGUAGAAGAUUGUGAUUGGUUACCAAGAAAAAAAACAAGUCAGCUGAAGAGGCAGGUCUUGAGAUGAAACAUCUUGAUGGGUCUUUUUAGGAGCAAGCUAGUCAUGGUGGGUUAAUAGAGUGAACGACGGGUGAACAUCCAGAUGCAGGUUAGUGAGAGGGAGCUCCUUUAACCUGUGGAAGGAAAGGACUCCUUCCCUGGUGGAGUUCUUUGAUUAGCGUGUGGAUUGUUUUGUGACAGAGAUGGAAUGAUCCACUCUGCUUUGCUUGGCACACGUCUGUAAACCCACCUCCACCCUGAAUCUUUGUCACAUCAGAGGUGAAGGGGAAGGGAGAGAGGGGUGCAGGCUUUGAUGGUUUGAUUCGCUGCUGGUUCUGUGAUGUCAUUUUUUUGGCAGGAGGAAUUUCACACAAAGAAAAGUUUAAAUAAUUUACAAUAAAAUGAGUCUCGCAUGGCCUUGAAAAAAGGCCUCAGUGUAAGGUUAGCCUAAAUCAAGGCAACUUUUAAAGGUCAUGUUAAGGGUCACAGCCAAGUUAUUGCAGAUAAAGCUGGCCUUUAAUUGGCCUUGUAUAAAAGGAUUUCUGGCACCAACCUAUCGUCAGGUUGAUAGUGUGUUCUUAGUGCACUAGGUCUUUGCAUGAUGGAGAUUGUAGAAUUACCAGAUUAAAAUGGAGGGCUAUUUUAUUGAAGUGAGGUUUACUAUCUCCCCAAUGUGUUUGCACUAUAAUCUGGUGAGUCAGACACAAGGCAGAGAGUGUCAUAUGAGCAGCUCCUACGUGAGCUGGUAGCAUACAAGCUGCCCUUUCACAUGCUGCUCAAUGCCCAAGACCUUUGGCAUUUGGGGGGAGUCAGAGAUAAUUCUGCCUUGCAAAAUACCAGUUAGAGGAGGGCCAGAGCGGGGUUCAGUUACACUGCAGGGCCAAUGAUUGAGAUACCUGUUGCCUCCUAAUCCCUCGUCCCUGCCAAGCUAUCAAGUAGCUGGGGCAGCUACUCAACUUUGUGAACUUAAACACCCAGGGCUCAGUGAUAUUUUAGCUGGGAAAGUCUGCAUUGAUGCUGGGGAUUCAGCUCCUUUUGUGGAGCAAAGAGAUUUCAAAAAUUGGUUUAUUUUAAACAUUUCAGAAUUUGUUUUUCAUUGUUUUUUUUUAAAUAGUCUUAACUAGUUAGAUUUGGGUUUUGGGUAACCAGGUACCUGGAUUUGGUUUUAUUUAGUGUUGAGUGGCCUUUAUAGAACAGAGGAAGCUUUUGGUUUUAGUGCAGUGGAGAGUUCAAGUUAAUUUAGCAGGUGUGUGUGUGUAUAAAUUCUUUAGCAUGUUAUGUCGAUCUGUAGUAUCUCACCGGUUAGUUUGGCAGCUAAUAGACUUUGUCCAGUGCUGCAACCUGCUGAUGGCAGCUCUCCUCCGUCAUGUCGAGACAUUGCCAUGUAGAAGAUAGUUACAAUGUUUAACAGUAACUAGUAUUCCUGUAACUACCAGUCCAAUAAAACGGAGGUGAAAAGGU